AUGGUGCCUGAAGUUGUAUUCGUUUUAGGAGCGCCCGGCGCAGGUAAAGGCACGCAGUGUUCAUUUAUAUCCAGAGAAUAUGGGUUUGUCCAUCUCUCUGCUGGGGAUUUGCUGCGUGAGGAGCGGCAGAGACCAGGUUCUGAAUUCGGGGAAAUGAUUGAACAAAAAAUUCGUAACGGAGAGAUAGUACCCGUUGAGGUUACGUGUUCGCUGAUUCACAAAGCCAUGCAGAAUUCCGGCCAGACGCGUUUCCUCAUUGAUGGGUUUCCGCGUAACAAGGAUAAUUUAGACGGCUGGGAGAGGGUCAUGUCCGAUAAAACAAAUUUACUUUUCGUGUUAUUCUUCGAAUGUUCUCAAGAUAUUUGCACGGAGCGGUGUUUAGGACGUGGCGCUGCAGGCAGCGGACGUUCUGAUGAUAACCUGGAGAGUCUUAAGAAGAGAUUCAACACAUACCUGAACGAUACUUUACCUAUCAUCAAACAUUAUGACCAGAAGGGUCUUGUAAAAAGGAUUAACGCUGAGAUCAAUCCAAGUGAAGUCUUUGAAGGAGUCAAAGUCGCAUUCAACAACAUUGGACUGAAGAGGAUAGCAAACUAA
This is a messenger RNA of Arctia plantaginis, 597 nucleotides long. The record is from the annotation of a GenBank genome assembly. Lineage: Eukaryota; Metazoa; Arthropoda; Insecta; Lepidoptera; Erebidae.